AUGCAAGUUUUUCUUCUGUAUGUGUUGCAAACAUUUGUCCCCUUCUUUUUCACUUAUUUUUCUUUGCUAUCCAGGGACAAUCAGACUAGACAAAUACAAGAUGCUGUUUCAAAUGUGGAAAAACAUUUUGGUGAAUUGUGCCAAAUAUUUGCUGGAUAUGUACGUAAAACUGCCAGACUACGAGACAAAGCAGAUCUUCUAGUAAAUGAAAUAUAUGCAUAUGCAGCCACAGAGACACCAAACUUAAAAGUUGGACUGAAAAACUUUGCAGAUGAAUUUUCCAGACUUCAGGAUUAUCGCCAGGCAGAGGUUGACAGACUUGAAGCCAAGGUUGUUGAACCUCUGAAAAGUUAUGGGACCAUAGUGAAACUUAAAAGGGAUGAUCUUAAAGCAACUUUAACAGCAAAGAACCGAGAAGCCAAGCAAUUAUCUCAACUGGAAAAGACACGUCAGCGGAAUCCAUCAGAUCGACACAUUAUUUCCCAGGCGGAAAGUGAAUUGCAGAGAGCUUCAUUGGAUGCGACUCGAACAACUCGGCAAUUAGAGGAAACCAUUGAUAAUUUUGAGAAACAGAAGAUAAAGGACAUAAAAAAUAUAUUUUCUGAAUUUAUAACUAUUGAAAUGUUAUUCCAUGGGAAAGCUUUAGAGAUAUUUACUGCUGCCUACCAAAAUAUCCAAAAUAUUGAUGAAAACGAAGAUUUAGAGGUUUUUCGAAGCUCGCUUUAUCCUCCGGAUUAUCAAUCUCGCUUAGACAUAGUUCGUGCAAAUUCAAAGUCCCCCCUGCAAAGAACUGGCUCCUUAAAAUCUUCACUGAGGACAGUACAGCAGAUUUCCAGCAGUAUGCUAAGAAAAGAUGAAGAAGAAGAGGAGGAGGAGGAAGAUGAAGAUGAGGAAGAGGAUGAUGAUGAGGAAUUAGAUGCUACUAAAGAAGUGAGAUAACAAAACUGUUCUGUCUUUUUUGGUUUUUUUUUGAUUGGGAAGAAAAAAUAUUUCCCUUAACGUAAAGGCUUUUGUGAGGCUGUAUUUUUAAAAUUCCA
Egretta garzetta (little egret) is the source of this 1037-nucleotide messenger RNA. RefSeq names its product CBY1 interacting BAR domain containing 1 (gene CIBAR1). The coding region runs from base 1 to 939 and encodes 312 amino acids. Gene Ontology annotation, cellular component: ciliary basal body; ciliary transition zone. The transcript is spliced from 9 exons. Lineage: Eukaryota; Metazoa; Chordata; Aves; Pelecaniformes; Ardeidae. Gene Ontology annotation, biological process: cilium assembly. The record is from RefSeq and is a predicted model, not a curated record.